Diceros bicornis minor is the source of this 4209-nucleotide messenger RNA. RefSeq names its product acyl-CoA oxidase like (gene ACOXL). Gene Ontology annotation, cellular component: peroxisome. The transcript has 19 exons. The record is from RefSeq and is a predicted model, not a curated record. NCBI's taxonomy places the organism in Eukaryota, Metazoa, Chordata, Mammalia, Perissodactyla, Rhinocerotidae. Gene Ontology annotation, molecular function: fatty acid binding; acyl-CoA oxidase activity; FAD binding. Gene Ontology annotation, biological process: fatty acid beta-oxidation using acyl-CoA oxidase; lipid homeostasis. The coding region runs from base 339 to 2171 and encodes 610 amino acids.
GCCAGCAGUGCCUGCCACACACAUCUCUACCUAAUGAAGAAACAUUUCUGAGUUUGUGGACAGUUUGUGUUUUUCUCUUGGGAGAUUAUAUCUGUUCCUAUCCUCUGCUCGUUUGGCCAUAUUUCCCCCUUCACUUCCUCACCACCCCCUUCCAGCCCUUUCCUCCUUCCUCCCCUCCCCGCUUCCUCCCUCCUGGGGACUUCCUCCCUCUGCCCACAGACACCCCACUUCUCAGCCGAUUGUGUCGAGCAAUUGGGUUCCCACUCCUCUGCCUUCUCGCCGGCCCUGCAGCUGCUCCUGACAGAACCAAGAAAAGGUAUGAUUUAAGUCUUGAUGAAAUGAGAGCUUUGACAUUUCAGAGAGUGAAGUUUACCAUGGGUCUACCUCUCUUAAAACGUGCAAUUCAGGAACAGGCAGAGAAAACAAAGAAUUUUAUCAGUCGGAACCUUGUCAUAGGAGAAGUCCUCUCCACAGCAGACAUGGCCACAGGAGUGAAGUGUGGAAUAAUUUAUUGGCUAUUUGGAGGUGCAAUCAGGAAUCUUGGAAGCCCGGGACAUGUAACUAAGUGGCUUCAGCCUCUCCAGGAGCAGAAAUACACAGGGGUGUUUGCAAUGACCGAGAGGGGCCACGGGAGCAACGUGAGAGGGAUCCAGACCGAAGCCACUUUUGAUCUCUCUGCUCAGGAGUUUGUCAUCAACACGCCAUGUGAAAACGCUGAGAAGAUGUACAUCGGAAAUGCGAUGUAUGGGAAUUAUGCAGCUGUCUUUGCCCAGCUCAUCAUAAAUGGAAGAUGUCAAGGGCCCCACUGUUUCAUCGUUCCUAUCCGGGACGGAAACGGGAGCUUGUACCCAGGAGUGACGGCUAUUGAUAUGAUGUACAAAGAAGGUCUGCAGGGUGUGGAUAAUGGGAUUUUAAUAUUUGACAAGGUUCGAAUACCAAGGGAGAACCUGCUGGAUAAGUUCGGUUCCGUGACUCCAGAUGGGCAGUACCAUUCCCCUAUUAAGAACAAGAGUGCAAGAUUCAAUGCGAUGCUGGCAGCGCUGACCCCUUCGAGAUUAGCUCUGACUUUUCAAGCUUUGGGUGCCAUGAAGCUUGGGUUGACGAUAGCGAUUCGUUAUAGCCACAGCCGGAGGCAGUUUGGGCCCAAAGCUAAGGAAGAGGUCAAGAUCAUUGAGCACCAAACACAGACCUUUCGGCUGAUGCCUCACCUGGCCACGGCCUUGGCCCUGACCUUCGCCAACAGGUAUGCUGGGGUCCUCCUGGACGAAGACGUCUUCCACGGGAAGGAGCUCGUCGACUGUCGCCCGCUGCAGGCGCUGGUGGCAGGGCUGAAGGCCUACAGCACCUGGGAGAACCUCAGAUGCCUGCAGGACUGCCGUGAGUGCACCGGAGGCAUGGGUUACAUGGUGGAGAACCGAAUUGCAGGCUUAAAAUGUGACACAGAUGUGUUUGUAACUUUUGAAGGUGACAAUGUUGUUAUGCUGCAGGUUGUGGUGCGGGAACUGCUGGCUCAAUACACCAAACAGUAUGAAGAAAGACCAUUCAUUACCCUGCUGCAAAACUGGGCCGAGUCGGGAGGUGACAAGCUGAGAACCAGUUUCCUGGCAUUUAACGUGGACACAGUCGGUAAUCUCACCUUUCUGUUGAGAGCAGUGAAUUUUCGUGAAAGGGUUCUUCAGCGGAGUUUGGUGGCCAGAAUUUAUUAUAAGGUGAUGACCAAGAAGGAGGACUUUUUCAGGGCCUGGAACUCGUGUCUUCAUCACGUUACCUCCCUGUCGCUGGCACACAUCCACAGAGUUACUUUAGAGCAGUUCUCCCUGGCAGUGAAGAGCUGUCCUGACCACGAGGACCAGACUUUGUUAAUGAAGUUUUGUCUGUUAUAUGGAACCAAGCUGGUGUUCGAGGAGAGAGCCUGGUAUCUAGAACAUAAAUAUUUGACUCCCAUGGCCAGCAUGAGGAUCAGGAGUCAGUUGCUGGAUUUGUGCGACUCGGUGAAGGAUGAUGCCCUGAGGGUGAUCUCCGCCUUUAACAUUCCACACACCUUCCUCCACGCACCAAUUGCCGGAAUCACCAACCCGCUGGCCGGCUGGGCCUUCUACCCUGCGCCGCUGCAGCCCCUGGCCCGGGAAGGGGCGCGCUCUCAGCGGCCCAAACUGGAAGCCAAGUUAUAGCGGGCGUGGCGGGAAGGGUGGUGGCCCGCCCACAGCUGCCACGACGCUCGCUUUUCUGACGCCUGGAGCUGGGGCCGAGGCCCGGCUGGCACUCGCUGGGCCGCGGCCCUCAGGGAUUUUGGUCGCGGAGCCGGGGUCUGGCUGACGCUGGCGAGGCGCACGAUGGGCUGUUGGGAAAGGGAGCCUGGCGGCCGUCCCGGGGUGCCAGGCUUUAUCCUCUCCCGCCUGGCCCGGCAGCGACCUCUCUCGGUUUAGGCGCUGGAUCGCACUAGACAGAGGGGGCUCCUCUAAGAGCGCGCCCCACAGCCGGCUACCACCGAAGGUCUCCCGCUGUCAGCGGUGACUCAGAUUCCCAGUGAUUUUGAAAAACUGUGAUGCUAGGUGAAAAAAAAAAAAAAUCAAAGCAUAAAAAUCAAAACACACCCGGGCAAAGUUUCAGUUCAGCAAAGUGAUGUUUUCCCAGUGAAUCAGACCCUUUCGGGCUCUGCGAGGAAACGCACGGGCGGGGAAAAGGGAGUGUGAGCCUGGAGUUUUGCUCUCGGCAGAGCACGAACUUGAGCUCGUCCUCCCAGGCAGGCGGCUUCCGGACCGCAAGCCAAAGCACAGAAAACAACUUUACCAUAUGAAAUUGUAAUCUGAUCUUUAGAAGAGCUUAGAUACAUAAGUUUAAUAAAGAAAUUAAGCAAUGGGAAGGCGCCCCUGCUGCUUGCAGAGGACGGGGAGGCGGGCCAGGGCAAUACACUGCAAUAAAUUGGUUUCGGAACUUGGAGAGACCACACCGGCGACGCCUGUGGUCCCGACGAGGGCUGUAGAGUUCCCAUUUCUCAGGUCCCGGUUGCCCGACUUCAUUCUUGCUCCUUUCUCUCAGUCCGAACCACUCUCCUUCUUCCCUCUCCACAUCUCGUGGCAGAGGCAGGAGUGGGCACCGCUCUGCUCGUGUCCGAAAGGGCGACCUUCAGGACCGCAGCGAAGAUCUAAUACCUACCUGCCCUUCCCACUCUGCCCCUCCACUGGACUCGGGCCCAGGUUCAGGAGGACCUCUGCCCUGCAGGAGAGGCCGGGAAGGGCUCGCGGUCCCCCGACUCGGGGCGCUCGGCCGAAGCUCACCAGCACAGUCUGGGGUGCAGGAACAGCCGCCUCCGAGCCCACCUCCUCGUUGUGCUCCAAAUAAGAGCGCUUCACCGGUUGCUUUCCCCGACGCCUUUGUUUUUUAAAGUGUUCACAGGGUCGCUAGAGCGGACGACGCGGGGGCGGCAGAGCUGCACAGAAGCAGACUACAACUACCAGGGCUUUGUUCUGCGCGGUUCUUUUCCGGUCCCUGUCUGCAUCGUCCAACCCCACGGAGAGCGCGAAGCAAUCGGGAGCGCGGCUGGAGUUCCCAGCCGGCGCAGCAGGUUCCGUUGCUUCCCCGAGAGUGCCACGCCGGGCGGCGAAGGCGCAGAGUUUGCCUGCGGCCGCCACCUACGGUCGCGGGCGGGAGCUCCAAGCGGAACCGAAGUCAGGGUAGACCUCCGGCCUCGGUGUCCACUUCGCCGCGUCCACGCCCAUGCCCUUUCCCUUCUGCAGCGAAAUCCCCAGGCGGAGCCCGGAGCGCGUCCUCGAGCCCCUCCAGGAACCCCUGAUCUCCUUCACUUCGCUCAGGACCUCCCGGAGGAUACACUGAGAAGACUUUAACCUGGGGCUUUGCUGUCACGUUGACGUUCUAUUUCUGUUUACGCAACACAAAAAGUGACCAAGGUGGCCAGACGGCGGGACAAUGCCUCGCUGACUUGCUCCUCUGCACCGAGGACCCUUCCUUCUCCCUUCCAAGGUGCCGGUUAGAGUGGCCCUUAAAAUGAGUUUCUUUAAUUCGUCUAGCCUGGUCUCCCCCGCGGCGGAGUGUUCCAUCUCCCGACCGACCUUGCCCCCACUCACCCGCCGCGGCUGUCUCAAAGCCCGACGAGCGCGGGGAGGAGUAGGGGUGCGGAUGCCGACACGCAUUGGGAGGGCAGAUGGGGGAGCGCACGGAGUUUGGUCCCGCAGGGAAGGAAUGGGAGUG